CACUCACUCUUCAUACUAUAUUCGUAGCAUCUCACGAGCUUUAAGCAUUUUUCCCCUUCAUCCCAUACUAACCAGGUGGCUGGAUGAUAGCUACUAAGACUUCUCUUCCAAUCUUGUCGCGCGUUUCCCAGCGAAGCUUCUCACGGGUCUGGAGGGACCUCAAGUCCUGUCGCCAGUACAGCAUCUUAGAGAUGACCGAAGACGUCUCGGAGACACCAAGCUUAGGGCAGAGAAUAGGAGAGCGUCGAGCGCGGAGUUCCGGACGCAAGCCUCAUGUCGCAGUUAUUGGUGCGGGUUUGGCUGGGCUACGUUGCGCGGAUAUCCUCCUUCAUCAUGGGUUCGAAGUAACUUUGAUCGAAGGCCGAAAUCGACUAGGAGGUCGUGUACACCAGUCAACCUUGCCAUCAGGACACAAGGUGGAUGCCGGUCCCAAUUGGAUCCACGGUGCCAACGAAAAUCCCAUCUUAGACCUUGCCAAAGAAACCAAGACUGUGGUUGGGAAGUGGGAAGAGAAAAGCUCCGUCUUUGAUGAGGAUGGCAAACAGGUCCCUCUGUCCGACGCCAUGGUCUACUCAACGAUUAUGUGGGACGUCGUGGGAGCUGCGUUUGCCUAUAGCAAUAAGAACUCUGCAACGAUAAGUCCCGAUGAAAGUCUCUGGGACUUCUUCCAGAGGGAGGUCCCCAAAAGGAUACCAGACAGCGAUGCAAACUUCGAAAAGAAGAGAAAUAUUGUGUAUCAGCUUGCGAGCCAAUGGGGAGCAUUUGUGGGAAGCCACAUUUUCACGCAAAGCUUGAAGUUCUUCUGGUUGGAAGAGUGUAUAGAUGGCGAAAAUCUGUUUGUUGCAGAUACCUACGAAAAGAUUCUCCAGCUUGUCGCAAAACCAGCCGUUGAAGGAGCAAAGAUCAAAUACGAGACGAUCGUCGAUAAAAUACAGACUACCAACGACGACGGUGGGAUGUUAAAAGUCCACACCGAGAGCGGGGAAAAUCUGGAAUUUGAUGAAGUCGUUCUGACUGCACCGCUCGGCUGGUUGAAACAACAUUUAGAUGCCUUCGAGCCAGCCCUUCCGUCAAGAUUGACCAAAGCUAUCGGGAGUGUAGGAUAUGGCUGUCUUGAGAAGACUUAUAUCAGCUUCCCGAAAGCAUUCUGGGUCUCCGCUCAACCCAAGGAUAGUAGAGUCCAGGGAUUCUGCCAAAUGCUUGCCCCAAACUAUGCGACCGAGUCGAAUCCACGCAAGUGGAAUCAAGAAUUUGUCGAAUUGGCUUCUCUGGAUCCCUCCGCGGCCCAUCCAACACUUCUUUAUUAUUUCUACGGUGAUCAAUCAAAAUUCAUCACUAGCAAGCUGGCAAAACUUCCUUCGAAGGAGAAGCAGGAUGCGUUCCUAAUUGAUUGGUUCAAGCCAUAUUAUUCACGUCUCCCGUAUUAUGACGAGAACUCUCCGGACUGUCAACCGAUAGGCUGCUACGCAACCGAGUGGCUCAACGACGACCUUGCAGGUAAUGGCAGUUACAGCAAUUUUCAGGUAGGUCUCGAAGAAGGCGACAUGGAUAUCAAAACCAUGAGAGAAGGCCUUCCAAACCGAGGUCUCUGGCUGGCAGGUGAACACACCUCACCUUUCGUAGCCCUGGGGACAGCCACUGGUGCAUAUUGGAGUGGCGAAUCAGUUGGGAAGAGGAUCGCCCAGGCUUAUUCUAGAGGAAAAGGCGGCGUUAUGGUUUUCAACUAAUCCAAUAGGGGACUUCAUGCCACGAGAAGAGGUAGAGCAACUGUAGAGCGAUAUUGAUUAUCAGGAUUAGCGUUGAGAGGUACACAAAUCACCACUGGAUUUAACUUGGUGGAUUUGGCCUUUAUGGGGAGCAUAUAGAUGCGUUGCCUAAGCAAAUAGGAGCGUAUUGAUAGAGGGCCUGACAAAUAGUGUUACUAGCAAUAUUAUGCCACUUAACAGGUUUUGAGGAUAUUCUGUUCGUCACUUUUA
Messenger RNA from Daldinia vernicosa, 1976 nucleotides. RefSeq names its product FAD/NAD(P)-binding domain-containing protein. The coding region runs from base 84 to 1727 and encodes 547 amino acids. Lineage: Eukaryota; Fungi; Ascomycota; Sordariomycetes; Xylariales; Hypoxylaceae. The transcript is spliced from 5 exons. The record is from RefSeq and is a predicted model, not a curated record. Gene Ontology annotation, molecular function: oxidoreductase activity.